CCUCAACAAAAUGGUGUUGUAGAAAGAAAAAAUAGGACCAUUAUAGAAAUGGCUAGAACAAUGUUAUUAGAAUAUGGAACUCCUAGGUUUCUGUGGGGAGAAGCUGUUAUGACAGCUGUUUAUGUAAUAAAUCGAGUUCUAAUAAGAAAAGGCUUAGAGAAGACUCCUUACGAACGAGUAAAACAUAAGACUCCUAAUCUAAGCUAUUUCCAUCCUUUUGGAUGCAAAUGUUAUGUCUUGAAUACUAGAGAUUACCUAUAUAAAUUUGAUGCCAAAGCAGAACAGGCAAUCUUCUUAGGAUAUUCAAUUAAGGGACAAGCCUAUAGGGUUUACAACCUAAGGACAAGAAAAGUAGAAGAGUCGGUUUUUGUAAAAUUUGAUGAAUCUGCAUCCUCUGAGAAAGUGAAUGCAGAAGACAUAGAAUUUAUGAUUCCACUACCAGUUACAAAAGAAAAGAAGUCAGAAGAUUGUGAAACCAGUUUGGAAAAGCAUGAAGAUACCGCAGAAGAGCAGAAUCUCCUACCUAAAGAGAAAAUGCCACCUGCCCAUAUACAAAAACGAUAUCCAACAUCUCAGAUCAUUGGGGAUCUACAUGAAGGGAUACACACCAGAGGUAAGUACUGCCCAGGUCAGUAUGCAUUUGUCUCUUUACUAGAACCUAAAAAUUAUAAGGAAGCACUGACUGUUGAUGAAUGGUUGCAUGCUAUGCAAGAAGAACUUGUGCAAUUUACUAGGCUACAUGUAUGGGAAUUAGUACCUAGACCAUUUAACAAACUGAUAAUAGGAACAAAAUGGGUAUUUAGAAACAAAACAAAUGAACUUGGUGAAGUAACAAAGAAUAAGGCUAGACUUGUUGCACAAGGAUAUUUACAAGAGGAAGGAAUAGAUUUUGAAGAUUCAUUUGCUCCAGUUGCUAGAAUUGAAUCUAUAAGAAUGUUGUGUGCCUAUGCUUGCUAUAUGAAAAUCCCAUUAUAUCAAAUGGAUGUAAAAAGCGCUUUUCUAAAUGGGGAAAUUAAAGAGGAAGUAUAUGUGAGUCAACCCCCUGGGUUUGAAGAUCAUGAAUUUCCUGAUCAUGUUUUCAAAUUAUCAAAAGCUUUGUAUGGACUAAGACAGGCACCUAGGGCUUGGUACGAAAAAUUAACCUCCUUCCUCAUAACUAAAGGCUUUUCUCAAGGAAACGUGGACAAAACAUUAUUUAUCAAAAGGGAAAAUGAGGACACAUUAGUAGUGCAAAUAUAUGUUGAUGACAUUAUUUUUGGAUCAACAAACCCAAAUAUGUGCACAAGCUUCUGUGAAUUAAUGAAAUCCAAGUUUGAAAUGAGUAUGAUGGGAGAACUAUCUCAUUUCUUGGGUCUACAAAUUAAACAAACUAAAUCAGGAAUGUUUAUAAGCCAAACAAGUUAUACUGAAUCUAUGCUCAAAAAGUUUAAUAUGAGCACAGUCAAUACAUGUUCUACACCAAUGGCAACAAACUUAAAAUUAGACAAAGAUAAAUCUGGAAUUUCUGUUUGUGAAAAGAAAUAUAGAGGAAUGAUAGGAUCUCUCCUCUAUUUAACAGCAAGCAGACCUGAUAUACAGUUCAGUGUUGGAGUGUGUGCCAGAUUUCAAUCAGAUCCUAAAGAAAGUCAUUUAAAGGCAGUUAAACGAAUAUUUAGAUACCUCAAGGGAAUUACUGAACUAGGACUGUGGUACCCUUUCUCUAAUUCUUUUGAACUCUCAGGCUAUAGUGACUCAGACUUUGGGGGUAGCUUAGUUGAUAGAAAGAGUACAUCUGGAAGUGUACAAUUUCUAGGACCUGCUCUUGUAUCUUGGUUUAGCAAGAAGCAAGGAGCAGUUGCAUUAUCCACUGCUGAGGCUGAAUACCUUGCAGCUGGAAGUUGCUGCACUCAGAUUAUGUGGAUGAAGACACAAUUGUCUGACUAUGGGUUUCAAAAUGAAAAUAUCCCUAUCUGGUAUGACAAUACGAGUGCUAUAUGCAUGACAAAAAAUCCUGUACAACACUCUAGGACUAAGCACAUAGAAAUAAAAUUUCACUACAUAAGAGAUCUAGUGCAAGCAGGACAUGUAAGCCUACAAUUUAUACCCACUGAACACCAACUAGCCGACCUAUUUACAAAGCCUCUAUCAAAUGAACGUUUUGCACAUCUCUGCACCGAAUUAGGAUUGAGAUCUUUUAGCCAAAUCUAGUUUGAAAAAGCUAAAAGAACCAUUGGGUAUGCUGUGUUCUAGGUAGAUGAGUAUUAGGAUUAAACUUUUAGCUAAAUUUCGUUUCUAAAAGCUAAAAAACCUAUUGGCUGUGUUUACCUUGGUUUACAACAAUGAGAUUGCCCUCUAGAUCAUGCGUGUAAAAUUGUAUUUUCAUUCUAAUCAUUACGCUUCAGUAAAGGAAAAUAAAACUCUUCGUAUUCCCCUUCCCUCUACUUUCCUUCUCUAUUUAAACCUCUCCCCCAAGUCUUUCUCUCCUCACCCUGCUCAAACAGUCAUAACCCGAAAAACCAUCCACAAUUUCUCUGUAAAAAAAAAAAAAACAAAACAAAACCCAUCUCCACCAAGAAAAUGAGUGAUCAUCUGCCCCGACCCUUUCGGUUCGAAGGCCUAGUGCACACCUAUCCAGGGUACAUGUUCCAUGAGCCUGUCGUGAUAAACCAUCAUCGUCACCUCCAGCACUUUGAGAAUCGAAGGCUGCACCAUAACAUCCAGCUCGACCCCUAUGAGUUCAAUCUCUACAAGUACGACAUCAUGUCGCUCAUAGAGGCUCUGGGGUGGGACUAUCUCCUUCGACAGCCACUUCAUCCGGCUUGUCCUGGUGCAGUCAAGUAUUUCUAUUCAAACCUUAGAUGUCAAGGAAUCAGUACCAGGAGCUUCUCAACAGUCGUCUAUGGACACCUUCUGACCAUUCCAGUAGGUGCUCUAAAUGGAAUCCUCGGGUUUCCAGUUCAAGGGCUUGAUAUUGCUCAUCCCUCAGAAUUCUGGAAGCAAGAUUUCAUCCUUCCUACCGAGUAUGCCAACUUUUCAACUGAGCCUACAGAAGGAACUGAUGUGCCCAUUCCUAUUGGCUGGCUAUCCCCACGCCUCAGAAUUUUCCAUCACUUCAUCACCCACGUGUUUUUUCCUAGAACAUACAAUCUCGAUGUUGUUCUGCCUCUGGAUCUCUGGAUCAUUGCGAGUGCCACAGCUGGGCGCAAGUUGGAUUACUCUAGCCUCAUGUUUGCAAACCUCCUUCCAGCUGGAGAUGAGCAUUACCAAGGAUUGCUGCCUUUCGGAUCCAUCAUCACUAGACUGCUGGUCAACCUGGGAAUUGAUCUGUCAGACUUCAGGAGUGUAUCCCACACAAUGUACGUUGGAGCUCUUAACGUGUUAAUGAUCCUGGAUUUACCUUCCGACGUCUCACCUUCACCACCACCUCGCCCAUCUGGAUCCUUGCUUGGUCCUGUCCCAAAAACUGCUUCCAGUAAAGGAAAGUCUACUGCUGGUGAAUCCAGCAAGAAUGCAAAUCUGGUGUUUACUGUUUCUGAUGGAAGUUCCUCCUCAGACGAUUCAGCUGCUUCAGUCCCAUAAGAACCUUCUCCUCUUGUCUCUUAAUCCCCUUCUAGCUUCUAGGGGGAACUCUUUAUUAGAUUUAGUCUUCCCUUUCUCUUCUAGCUCUCUUUAGGUAGUUUUCCAGUAGGUUUGGCUUAGUCGUAGAUGUUCAGGGGGAAUUUUUGUUAAAGGAGUUGGUUCCUUUAUUAUCUGAUGCUUAUAUUUUGUAAUUCCCCCUUUUUUCAAAAGUAAUAUAUCAGUAGCUUCAGAUAAAUGCUUUCUUUGCUAGAACUACGCUGCUGGCUGCUCUUUGUUUGUUUGUUGCUUGCUUUUCAGGUUAAGACCAGACUUCUUGGACGAAGGGGGAAAUUGAUGAAAGAUGCCGUCAUCCUCAAUCAAUGGACACGGCGCCGUUUUACUUGAAGUCAGGCGGUGACGUUUUGGGUGGCCUAUCGACACACGGCGACGUUUUGUAUCUGCGGCAUCUCACUCAAAUAUCGUCCUUCAAAGUCUUCUCUGGGCAAAUCCAUAGUUCUUCUCAAACCUAGCCUCCCACCUAGAGAGAUCAGCAGCAGAGCUAUAGGCGGUUCGUCGGUGAUCAUACACAGACAUCACCGACUCCUGCAACGGACUCAUUUCUCCAGCAAACGGUCAUCUCCCUAUUCCAGUAUAAAUAGACUCAUCUUUA
Molecule: messenger RNA, 4207 nt
Organism: Linum trigynum
Lineage: Eukaryota; Viridiplantae; Streptophyta; Magnoliopsida; Malpighiales; Linaceae
Source: the annotation of a GenBank genome assembly